This is a messenger RNA of Xylaria bambusicola, 2321 nucleotides long. Its product is annotated as aspartate kinase. The transcript has 6 exons. Gene Ontology annotation, molecular function: aspartate kinase activity. Lineage: Eukaryota; Fungi; Ascomycota; Sordariomycetes; Xylariales; Xylariaceae. The record is from RefSeq and is a predicted model, not a curated record. Bases 422 to 1963 code for a protein of 513 amino acids.
CAGACUCGGGCCCCACAUUUCUGACUCCCCGCGAUGGUUGAGUCGUAGUUUCAACUAGACUUUUUUUUUCUACACCAAUGUUCGAGCUCCGAUUCGGGGCGACAGGCGAUGAACACCUACUCAACCUGGGCGCCAGAAGAACCGGGGCGACUUGGGCCGAACCCGAUACUCGCCGUAGUCGUGUUUUGUAUUUCCUUUGCUCGACGCUGCUCUUCGAUAAUAGACUCUCUUCCUGAUAAUAAUCAUAAUUAUAAUACAUGAUCUGCUAGGUACAUAGACGUACGCUUGCAUCUGCUGAAGCGCAGCCUAUAAAGCUGCCCCGCCACCAUUCGUUCCCUACUGUGUUCCGUCUGCUUGUGAUCGCGACGGCUUCCCACUCGUUCCUUGCCCAUUGCUCCCGCCUAUCGCCCAGCAACAGACAAUGGCUCCCGAGACUGAGGUUCGGAACAACAGUAACCCCCGCGGCUGGAUUGUGCAGAAGUUUGGCGGCACGAGCGUCGGCAAAUUCCCCAUUAAUAUUGCCCGCGACAUUAUACGCGCGAAUUUGACCUCGAAUAGAAUCGCCGUUGUCUGCUCAGCACGGAGCUCUGGCAAAAAGGUAAAUGGUACGACCAGCCGGUUACUUGAAAUAUACAAGAGAUUGCGCGAUGUAGCUGCAGCGACUAGCAACGAAGCUAUCAAGGCUGAGCUUGUCGAAGAUGCCAAGACGACGAUCCGAGAAAUAUGCGACGAGCAUUUGGCUGCCGCCCAGGAUUCUGUCAAAAAUACCGAUUUACAAAAGGAGGUUUGCGAUAGCAUACAAGAAGACUGCCAGGAAUUGAUAGACUACAUCAUCGCCGCAAAGCGCUUCAACCUUGAAGUCAAUGCAAGAUCUAAGGACCGCGUCGUUGGCUUCGGCGAAAAGCUCAGCUGCAGAUUCAUGACAGCGAUGUUGAGGGAUAACAAUGUUGAAGCUGAAUAUGUUGAUCUCUCCGACGUGCUGCAUUACGAUAGCACAGAUCGUCUUAGUCCAGCAUUCUUCAAAGACGCAGCUGCCAUAUUUAGGAAGAGGAUACACGCCUGUGUAGACCGCGUACCAGUCAUCACCGGUUUUUUCGGAAAUGUCCCUGGGAGCCUGAUGGAUGGAGACAUUGGGCGUGGCUAUACAGACUUAUGCGCUUCCUUGGUAGCGGUUGGACUUAAUGCAGACGAGUUGCAAGUGUGGAAAGAGGUGGAUGGUAUCUUCACGGCUGACCCUACCAAAGUUCCGACAGCACGGCUGCUGAGUUCCAUUACACCCUCCGAAGCUGCCGAACUGACGUUCUACGGCUCCGAAGUCAUUCAUCACUUGACUAUGGAUCAAGUGAUCAAGGCAGAGCCACCAAUACCUAUCCGUAUCAAGAAUGUCAACAAUCCCAGGGGAAGCGGUACCAUUGUUAUCCCCGAUCUAGUCCAAUCACCAGCACAGCAGAUCACACGCUCUCGACCAUCAGAUCCAUCAUUGCGCAAGACACCGAAGCGACCCACAGCCGUCACCAUCAAAGAUAACAUUACUGUCAUCAACGUACACUCGAAUAAACGCUCCAUAUCUCAUGGAUUCUUCGCGAAGGUAUUUUCAAUUUUAAACAGCCAUAGGAUAUCUGUCGAUCUUAUUUCUACAAGUGAGGUCCAUGUAUCCAUGGCUAUCCACCAAGCCAGCUCUUCUGUCCAUCACUUUGAAAAGGCCAAGGAGGAACUAGAGGAAUGUGGAGAUGUCAGCAUUCUUAUUGACAUGGCUAUCCUAAGUCUUGUCGGGGCUGAGAUGAAAAAUAUGAUUGGUAUUGCUGGUCGCAUGUUCUCGACGCUUGGCGAGCACAAUGUCAAUAUUGAGAUGAUAUCACAAGGUGCCAGCGAAAUCAAUAUAUCGUGCGUUGUCGAAGCGAGAGAAGCUACACGAGCCAUGAACAUUUUGCAUACAAACCUUUUCACGUUUCUAGAUUUCUAGAACAGCAUAGCAAGUCUUUUUAUGUCCCUUUGGCUUAAACAAAAUACUUUCAAAAUAGAUGGGAUUGCAUACUGGAGGUUUUACAAAAAAUCUUUUCUCUUGGAGAUUUAAAAAAAGAAAAAGAAAAUGCGUUGCUCCUACAUGUAUAUAUCGUCACAGCGUGUCCAAGACCGGAUUUAGGGCAACGAGAUAGCGUUGUCGUUGAUGCACAUAAUCGGCUUGAUUGAAUACACCGGAAGAUGUAAAACAAGACAGGAAUACACAAAACUUUUAGAAUGUUUCCUUCAAUCAGAGACUUAUGAAUGAGUCGAUUCGUUGUUAAUUCCGCCUUCGUUUCACUCUUUGCGUCACUGCUGAG